This is a messenger RNA of Chinchilla lanigera (long-tailed chinchilla), 1748 nucleotides long. It is a transcript of the gene Ptgr3, whose product is annotated as zinc binding alcohol dehydrogenase domain containing 2. NCBI's taxonomy places the organism in Eukaryota, Metazoa, Chordata, Mammalia, Rodentia, Chinchillidae. Gene Ontology annotation, molecular function: zinc ion binding; oxidoreductase activity. Gene Ontology annotation, cellular component: mitochondrion. The record is from RefSeq and is a predicted model, not a curated record.
CCGCCGCGCCGCUCGGGGACGCCCGGGGCCGCCACCGCUCAGGGCCGAGGCGAUCGCCCGACGCGCGAGCCCCUCUCUCGCUCUCCGCUCCCCCCACCCCCGCUGGAGGAGUCAAAUCCGGCUUUCAAAGCGAGGGGAGGGUGGGGAUAUCCGGUGCCUCUCCCGCGCCAGGAGGAGGGGGAGGGCGGAGAGGAUCCUUGGCCAGUCUGCGCCAGCAGAUUCAAACCAAAACAAAAAGAUUAAAGGAGCAAGGGCUGGGGCGGACGCGAUCGCCGGCCGGGACCCGGGCGGGCGCGCCCGGCUUCCACUAGGGCUGAGCGACUGGCGAGAGCUGCGCGCGGCGGGGCCGGGGGCCCCGACCGGCGGUGGCGGCAGCGCAGACUGCGGGCCGAGGCGAGGGCGGGCCAUGCUGCGCCUGGCGCCCGCCGGCGCCCGAAGCAUCGUGGACAUGUCUUACUCCCGCCACUUCCUGGACUUCCAGGGCUCCGCCAUCCCCCGAACCAUGCAGAAGCUGGUAGUGACCCGGCUGAGUCCUAACUUCCGCGACGCAGUCACCCUGCGCCGGGACUGCCCGGUGCCGCUCCCUGGGGACCGAGACCUUCUCGUCCGAAACCGAUUUGUUGGUAUUAAUGCAUCUGACAUCAACUAUUCAGCUGGCCGCUAUGACCCAUCGGUGAAGCCCCCCUUUGACAUAGGUUUUGAGGGAAUCGGUGAGGUGGUAGCCUUAGGCCUCUCUGCCAGUGCCAGAUACACUGUGGGCCAGGCUGUGGCUUACAUGGCCCCUGGUUCCUUCGCUGAGUACACAGUUGUGCCUGCCAACCAUGCGACUCCAGUGCCCUCAGUGAAACCAGAGUAUCUUACCCUGCUGGUAAGUGGCACCACUGCAUACAUCAGCCUGAAAGAGCUUGGAGAGCUGUCAGAAGGGAAGAAAGUUCUGGUGACAGCAGCAGCUGGGGGGACGGGCCAGUUUGCUGUGCAGCUCUCAAAGAAGGCAAAGUGCCAUGUAAUUGGAACCUGUUCUUCUGAUGAAAAGACUGCUUUCCUGAAAUCUAUCGGAUGUGACCGUCCCAUCAACUACAAAACGGAGCCUGUUGGAACUGUCCUGAAAUCCGAGUACCCAGAAGGUGUCGAUGUGGUCUAUGAAUCUGUCGGGGGAGCCAUGUUUGACUUGGCUGUAGACGCUUUGGCUACCAAAGGGCGCUUGAUAGUAAUUGGGUUUAUCUCUGGCUACCAGAGUCCUACUGGCCUUUCGCCUGUGAAAGCAGGAACUUUGCCAGUCAAACUGCUGAAGAAAUCUGCCAGCAUCCGUGGCUUUUUCCUGAACCAUUACCUCUCCCAGUAUCAGGCAGCCAUGGAGCACUUGCUCAAGCUGUGUGCCAGUGGGGACCUGGCGUGCGAAGUGGACCUGGGUGACCUGUCUCCAGAGGGCAGGUUUACUGGCCUGAACUCCAUAUUCCGGGCUGUCGAUUAUAUGUACAUGGGAAAAAACACUGGAAAAAUUGUAGUUGAAUUACCUCACUCUGUCAACAGUAAGCUGUAAAAACAGAACAGUGACAUAAAUCAAAGGAGAAAGAAAGCGAGUACUUUAUGCCUCAGAAUUACUCAAAUCAAUUUAUUUUAGUUGGUAGUGGAUAUAAUAUUUUUUAAAACAACAGUAAGGUGUUAUGAAUGUAGAUGUCUCCCUCCCCUGUUGGACAAAAAAAAGUGCCAAUAAAAGUUCCUUCCAUGGCUAAGAGGUAAAACAUUUA